AUGCAUUUCACAGCACCAGCCAUUUUUGGAGUGUUGCUCACUGUCUCCGCCCACACAGUACCAUACGGGCUGGUGGAACGUGGGAACCAAUUGUCAUCGCCCCCAGAGCCUGAGCCCAUUGAGGUAAUCGAGCUUCCACUGCCUCCAGUAACUACCAACGAGACCGAGGGUGGCUGUACACUUUCAGUCAAUCCGCAUGGGACUGGUUGUAUAAGUCAAACCACUUUCACUCUUCUGGGCGGGAACUUUCUUCCAGAUGGCGAUCAUGUCACAGUUUCCUUGGAGUUCGUUGGAGCCCCGGCUGCUCCAGACCCGUCCAGCAUCUAUACUGGCCUCAAUUUGAUUAUUGUUCGUGCGAAUGGCACGUUGUUCCCCAAUGGCGAUGCAUGGAAGUGUAUCACUUGUGGGGUACCGGAGGACCAACAAUACGGUAUGACCUCGACCAUGGACUACCAGUAUCCCCAGGCAUUCACCGACGGUACUCGCGUUCUUGUGGGAAGUCAUAUCGUUGAUUGUGGUACCGCACAGCUCGCUAGUACUGAGUGUACACCGGAAAAGGUCCAUAUCUAUCCGAUCCGGUGGAACACUUCGCCGGAUGGUUCCGGAGAUGGAGGAGCUAUCCGUGAGCUACGAAAGCAUCCCGAUGACGUUCAUCUACUCUUCAAUUCUAUGUCUCUCACAGGUCCUACGGUGACGCAGUUUGCUUAUUUUGCACGAUUGGUAUUCAACCCUGCACCCACCACCGGAACACCGCUCACGCCACGAUACGAUCUGGUCAAUGUGACUGGACUGUAUGAACCGGGGGGCACGUCUUUCUUUUUCACAAACGGGAGUACCUUGAGCCUCAAUCCGCAGUCCAUCUCUGUUGGAGAAGCACGGGGCCUGAGCGGACUAGGUGACGAGGUCACUUACGUCGGAUUCCCUGUUGAAUCCUGCAACAUUGACAUUUUCGGGAUCAACCUGCAAACCGGGAAAGUUAAUCGGGUGACAUACGGUCCAGAAUAUGUCGAUCCCAUCGACACCUCCCCAGAUGGUAGAUGGGAUGUCAUAAUGGACAGCACAACUACCAAUCGACUCAUGUUCGUGGCGGGGAUGCGGGGCGUACCACCUCUCAUCGAUACACUUGUCACCGCCGCCAUCUCAUCCAUCCGAAACAAUGGACAACGGCGAUUCUUUCAGCCGUGGAUUUUCGACCGAGAAGUUGCCCCCUAUUCAGAGGAUAGCGGCUACUAUACAGGCCAGAAGGUAAAUGGCGCUGGCGAGGGCAGUCCGGGUAGCGUGAAUGAUCCUUUCUGGAAUGGAGCUGCCGAUCCUCGAUGGUCACUAGAUGGUACGAAGAUUACGUACUUCGAACUCCUGAAUGUAGCCCCGGAUUGCGGCGGAUCCAAUCCCCUACCGUGUCCCAAGUCCACUGCCCCCGGUGGGCGAAAUGUGCGGGUCAUGCUGGCAACCCUCACAAGCCGCAAGCCCCUUCCGAUAGUUGCCGUGGAUCCAGUCUCUGAUGAGGUGCCCUGGGGUACACCGUAUGUCCCAGGCGCAACUCCUCCAGAAACCAUUCUACCAUUUGGAAACUACACUUUAACUGGCCAAGUGAGCGGCUAUGCCAAUGUUACCUUAACACCCGACAGUGCUGGGACUACACUUGAAACAGUCGAGGCCACGUAUCACAACUACUCCGAUGAUGGCCUCAACUUCAUCACAGGCAAGGAGAAGGUGACGACUCUUCAUCCCAAUUCUACCCUGAUUCAUGUGGAUUGGUUCUCGGACCUGUCCUCCACCGGAAUUAGCAACAGUACAAAGGUCACUGGCCCUGGCGGACUCCAGUUCGAGGUCGACGUUCAAUUGAACAAGUAUUACGGAAAUGGCACUUUAACCACUACCGUUGAUGGCGUGGUCUACACACAGCCUGACAAUGGAGCUUAA
Messenger RNA from Penicillium expansum, 1923 nucleotides. RefSeq lists its product as uncharacterized. The transcript has a single exon. The coding region runs from base 1 to 1923 and encodes 640 amino acids. The record is from RefSeq and is a predicted model, not a curated record. NCBI's taxonomy places the organism in Eukaryota, Fungi, Ascomycota, Eurotiomycetes, Eurotiales, Aspergillaceae.